Molecule: messenger RNA, 1542 nt
Organism: Phycomyces blakesleeanus NRRL 1555(-)
Lineage: Eukaryota; Fungi; Mucoromycota; Mucoromycetes; Mucorales; Phycomycetaceae
Exons: 23
Coding region: 1-1542 (513 amino acids)
Source: RefSeq, a predicted model, not a curated record
AUGUCAAAACCAGUACACAGCAAAAAUAAAAUACUGAGGUCCAACACUGGUUUGAUCAUCAAUCCAUCCAAAGCCUAUCCACGCUCAGAAACAAGAGAUAAACUGACAGGACUUACUAUAUUUCAAGGAGGACUUUUCAGGCAAAGUCAAGCAAUCAAGAACAGGUUUCCAUCCAGGGCCACAGGUACACCAAGACUCGAUGAGCAUAUACUCAUUGUCUUUUGUAUGCUUCUAGUCUCUUCUGUUCAGGUCAAGCAUCAGGGAUUCCAUCAAAGUCUACGGAUUAGUAUCCGUUCCAUCCAGGUCAAGCUUCAAGGCCCAUGUCAAAGUCCACGGUUUCAGGUCAAGUAUCAAGAUUCCAAUCAGAGUCCACGGUUUUCAGUAUUCAUUCCAUCGAGGUCAAGCAUCAAGGUUCAGGUCAAGGUCCACGUUUUUCAGGUCAAGGUCCACGGUUUCAGUAUCCAUUCCAUCCAGGUCAAGCAUCAAGGUUCCGAUCUCCCAGCUAUGGCCAAGUGUCAAGGUUCCGAUUUCCCGGCAAUGGGUAUAGCCAUCGAUGUCAGGCGUCAAGGUUCCGAUCUUCCAGCCAAGUGUUCAGUCAUCCAGGUCAAUCAACAGGAUUCUCAUCUCCCGUCCAUGUGUUCCGUCAAUCAUGCCAAGCGUCCAGGUUCCCAUCUUCCUGCCAUGGUUAUAGAUUGUUCAGUCAUCCAGGUCAAGCAUCUAGGUUCUAAUCGCCAGUCCAUGUCUCCAGCCAUCCAGGUCAAGCAUCAAGGUUCUACUCGCCCAUUCAUGGUGUGUUCAGUUAUCCAGGUCAAGCAUCAAGGACCCUAUCGCCCGCCCAUGUCUCCAGGUAUCCAGGUCAAGCAUCAAGAUUCUGAUCGCCCGUGUAUGUUUUCAGCCAUCCAGGUCAAGCAUCACGGUUCCGAUCGCCCGUCAAUGGUUAUAGCCAUCCGUGUCAAGCAUCAAGGACCUGAUCGCCCGUCCAUGGUUAUAGGUAUAAAAAACAUUAUGGGUAUACACUCACUAGUUUUAUCUAUUUCUAGUGUUCAGUCGUCCAGGUCUAGCAACAAGGUUUUGAUCGCCCGUCCAUGUGUUCAGUCAUCUAGGGCAAGCAUCAAGGGUCUGAUAGCCCGUCUAUUCAUCCAGGUCAAGCAUCAAGGCUUCGAUCGCCAGCCGAUAGUUAUAAGUUAUUCAGCCAUCCAUGUCAAGCGUCAAGGUUCAGAUCGCCCGUCCAUGGUCAUAAUCGUCCAGGUCAAGCAUCAAGGUUCUGGUCUCCCCGCUAUGGUUAUAGUCUCCAGCUAUCCAGGUCAAGCAUCAAGAUUCCGAUCUCCCCGCCAUGGUUCUAGUCUCCGGCCAUCCAGGUCAAGCUUCAAUGUUCCGAUCUCCCGCUUUAUGGUUAUAGGUAUAGCAAAAAUCGAUGAGCAAUCACACUCGGCUUUAUUUAUUUCUAGUGUUGAAUCCACCAAGAUCAUGCUUCACGGAUCCGGAUUCAUGUCUACUCAUCCACGGCAAUUAUCAGGAUCCGAUUUUCAUGAACUGUUAUAG